CCGUUUUGCGUCAUCAAUUCGACCAAUCUGCGAUUUGAUUGGCUGUUUCGCGUUAUGCAUUUGACUUCAUUGUUCUUCGCUUUCCAAAAGUAGAGCGUCGUUAGUUUUUUCAUGACAGAGGCACUGCUAACCUUACCUUCCUCGGUUCGAUUGUCAGAGUGUGUCUGGCGAAUUUUAGGCCUUAACCCAGGAAAAUUUACUCUUCAAGGGACCAACACUUAUUUACUCGGUAAAGGCAGGAAAAAGCUACUGAUAGACAGCGGAGAAGGUGUGCCUGAAUAUGUUUCGCUCUUGAAACAGACAUUGCAAGAGUCUUCUCCCGAUGCCGCCAUUUCAGACAUUAUUAUUUCCCAUGGUCAUCGGGAUCAUUGGGGCGGAAUCCGUGAUAUCCUGUCUUCCGUUGAUUUGAAUCCUGAUAACGAUAUCCGAGUUCACAAGUUCCCUUUGUCGACAGGGAGCUGCUCGGGUCACAUGGAACAUUUUCCUUCCGAUAUCGAUUUGCAGCCAAUGCACCAUGGUCAAAUAUUCACUGCAGACGGAGUCACCUUACGUGUCGUUUACACACCGGGUCACACAAAGGACCAUUGCACUUUUUGGCUGGAAGAAGAACAGAGUUUGUUUACUGCCGAUUGUGUACUGGGUCAUGGCAGCGCAGUAUUUGAGGAUCUUUCCAGUUAUAUGGACGGUUUGCAACAACUGAGACAACUACAACCGAAAAAAUUGUAUCCUGGUCACGGUCCUGUUAUCGAAAACGGCGUUGCAAAGAUUGACGAAUAUAUCCAACAUCGACAAUACCGAGAGCAACAAGUUAUUCACUUGAUGAAGACAAAUCGUGAUCGUAAUUGGACGGUCAUGGAUAUCGUUGAAGAAUUGUACAAGGAUUACCCACCUUCGUUACAUCUACCAGCUGCAGGAGGCAUUGUCCUUCAUUUGAGAAAAUUACAGAAAGACGGUCUGGUCCGUACUGCAUGCGAUGUUCAAAUGGAGGAUAUGCGAACCAAAGUAUGGGAAUGGCAUGAUGAAGAAACCCCCAAGGUCUGAGACCAUAACAUCUGACUUAUCCAUACAUACCCUUUUGUGGCAUGAUACCUCGCCCGGCUAUGAUUGUAAUUUCUACCGUAGUAACCCGAUAGAUCUGUAGCAACUAUAAUACCACAUGUAUACGGGUUAAGAUAAAAAAUGCCAUGCUCGUUUAUUAAAGUGAUCAGUAGCUAACAAGCCGUACACCCGCUG
This is a messenger RNA of Radiomyces spectabilis, 1233 nucleotides long. RefSeq names its product beta-lactamase-like protein. Lineage: Eukaryota; Fungi; Mucoromycota; Mucoromycetes; Mucorales; Radiomycetaceae. The record is from RefSeq and is a predicted model, not a curated record. The coding region runs from base 112 to 1041 and encodes 309 amino acids. Gene Ontology annotation, biological process: secondary metabolite biosynthetic process. The transcript is spliced from 2 exons.